This is a messenger RNA of Chelonoidis abingdonii (Abingdon island giant tortoise), 6442 nucleotides long. It is a transcript of the gene C4H6orf89, whose product is annotated as chromosome 4 C6orf89 homolog. Gene Ontology annotation, cellular component: Golgi membrane; nucleolus. The record is from RefSeq and is a predicted model, not a curated record. Lineage: Eukaryota; Metazoa; Chordata; Testudines; Testudinidae.
GGCGCUGCGCAGCUCCUGGCGCCCGAGUCCCGGCCAAUCUGCGGCCUCGGCAGCAGGAAGCAGGAAGCGCCGGGCGGAGGCAGAAGCAGCCGGGCCUGAGCGUGGAUGGGGGAUUUUUCACUGGUGGCUAUGGAGCUUUCUGCCAGCGAACUCAGCAUUUAUGACAAGCUGUCGGAGACCAUUGACCUGGUGAGGCAGACUGGAAACCAGUGUGGAAUGUCAGAAAAAGCCAUUGAGAAGUUUGUCAAGCAGCUCUUGGAAAAGAAUGAGCCCCAAAGGGGACCCCCCCGAUACCCUCUCUUGAUGGCUCUCUACAAGGGCCUGCUUACCCUGGGCUUAAUCUUGCUAACUGUAUACUUCGUGAUGCAGCCGUAUAGCCCUUCGCCACCUGAAACCACGCUCUCCAGGGCCCAUGCCUGGGGCUUCCUCAUUGGUCACAUCCGGCUGCUAUCUUUGCCUAUUGCCAAGAAGUACAUGCUGGAGAAGUGCCAUGACUGGUGGGGACUAGAUUGCAGGCAGAAUGGUUCUGAGAUUCCUGCCAACUGCUCUUGCUGUUCUGCCAUUCAAAACCUCCAGGUAGUGACUGACCUAGGACAAUUAUCAGAAAACCUCCAGAGGCCUCAGCCCCUCUUAAUCAAGACAGGGCAGCAUCUGUCUUAUGAUGAACUGAAGCAUUUUCAGUCCCAGUACCCGGAACUGACAGAGAUCACAAUAGAAGAGAAUUCAGCUGAACUCUGGCGCUGCCUUCCAAGACAGAUGUUUCCAUUUGCGUUCCCCUGGUACAAAGCCCUGAAUAAAACUCGGAUUCUCCAGGUGCUUUUCCCUGCCUUUUCUUUGCUGGCGUUCCCAAAGGCAAUCUCCCUGGAAAGCUGCUUUCUCAUUCGCAACCCAGAGUUAGGGAAUAAGACCCACAGACUGCACAGCAUGUUUGCUGUUGGAAGUGGCCAGCUAACCCUGAAUAUUGCACCUUCCACUGAGUGCAGAGGACACUGCAGGACUCUUUCAGUGGAGUUGGAAGCUGGGGAUUUCGGCUAUGCCAGCGCGGAUUACUGGAAGAUGAGCUUUAACUCCAGAGGAGCAGAGCCCAUAGUUAUUUGUGAUGGAUCCGCUAGCUAGGAACUGUGGGAGGCUGGAGUCCUCUCCACUGCAAGAAGAAUGUGCAAGGGGCACAAGGAGAUGGGCGUAUAGAAGCGAUGAAGCUGGUGCAGCUGAAACAUCCGGGGAAGCAGCUUUGCCCACCCUGCCCACAGUGUGGGAGGCCUUGUGUUUCAAGCAACCGUUUCCCUGUCCUCCGAGGUAAUACUUCCCCUCCUCGGACGUACCUAAGGAGAGAGGCAGUUGAACGGAUCACCCCCCCUCAGGUAAGGCCUGGGGGUGCACACGUUUGUUUUCCUGAGUCCAGGCGGCUGCAUUUCUGAGAACAAGCUUCUCCUUGUAUCCUUUGUUGCUAUUGCACUGUUAGAAUUGCACAGGGAGCCCCAGAGCAAGCAAAAUCGUGACUGAAACCCUCCUGUGUGUUCAUCCGGGAGAGGUAACAUUGGGCCUGCCAGUUGGGGCAGCUCUGUCAAGGGGACACAUGAUUGAAAUGUUCCAUGGUUCCUCCCCCUACAUCACAACCCAGUUUCAUGCCCCACAAGGAGGAGAAUGAGCCCCACAGCCCCCAUUCACAGACUCAGGCCUGGCUCCGUGCCACAGGAAAAGAAUGGGCCUUACAGCCUGGCCACCGCACACAGCAGCAUUCUUAUACCAAAUGAAUCUGUUUAACCCUUUCCUCCCUGCCCCCUUAUCUCGUUAUGAUCACUCUUCUGCAUUAUGGCAGCCUCAGAGUGUUGCUGGUUCCAAUAAAUAGUCCCUAUGCUUUUUUCCUCAUGACUGUUCAGGUUCUGAGAGUGCAGAGAGCUUUGGCGUGAGCACUGCCUAAGCUUACCCUUUCAGAUCGGUGAGUGAACUGCACUACCCCUGCUCCCCCACAUCUCCACCUGGCUUGGAAACCCCUGCCUAAGAUUUUCAAAAGGGAUUAGUGCUCUUGAGCCCCCUGAUUCUCAGACAAUGCUGAGCUCCCACCCUGUGAAAAUCAUGCUACCUUGAGGUGUCCCAAGUUGGCCACUCAAAAUCACUGAUCUCCUUUGAAAUCUCGGCACCUGUCUACAUUGGCGAGGCAAACAGCAUCAGCACCUUACUCACAAAUCUUGCAUGCAUAUACUAUGCAGUUCUUGUUUGAAAUGUGCUGGCUUGCUUUCCUUGGCCAGUAUGGGAAGGACCUAAAUGAGGGCAGCUUUUAGGAUCUGGUUUACCUGGAAGUUCCUUCUUCCCCCACAGUCAUUUGUGUGUUAACUCCUUCCAGCCCCCAAAGCUCCAUCUCUCUCCAGAAUGAAUGUUGGUUUGUUUUUUUUUCCUGAUUCCCUUCCGAGAUUCCUCUGCAUAUUUCCUGUUGCUUUUGUGCUCUCUUGUCCGGUGCCUUUAGAGAAGAUCAGUUUCGCCAUGUGCCGGCUGCAGUUACAGCCGUUCCUCCCAAGUCUGAUCCUAAGGGUCUUUGUUCCUGCUGUGGAAGAUGGCUUACAGAUGUGUCAGACUGAAGUCAUAGCCCCGGGCUGCGGUUCAGGACAUACUCUCUCACUUGUUCAUAUAGUAUUGUGAGAGCCUCUUUUGUUUUGAAGCAAGUUAAUCAUGUUAUAAGACACAAGAAUCUUUUCAUUUGUAAACAUCUUUAGGUCAAUUAAAAUAACGGAGUGGAACGAUUUCAUUCCACCCUCUUGCAGUUUUUUAACAACAGCUGGAAAAUGGGUAUGAAACUGCUGCUGGUAUUUAUUAAUUGUGUUACAGUAAUGCUUAGAGGUUCCAGUCCAGAUCAGAGCCUUAUCUUGCUGGGUGCUCUACAAAACUAAAAUAGAAGACAGUUAUUGCUCCAAAAGAAUUUAUAAUCCAAGGGCACGAUCUUGCAUGCAUAAUACUAAUGAGUUACUCUGGGGAGGUGUUUGCAGAAUCAUCCCAAAAGAGGGAAAAGACAAAACAGGUGGAGGAGAACACGAGAUGGUGGGUGUUAUUUUAGUUGGCUUUGAACAGUAAAGGUCUAAUUUAAUUAGCAGGAAAAUAUCACAGGGAAUUAGGUUAACACAACUCCCAGUAUUAUUGUUUAAUUUUUGUUGGUGGGUUUUAUGCUAGUAAUUGUACACACACCCUACACUCUCACGCACGUGUAUCCCUCUGAAGGGCUGGAUCCUGUGCAAGUUACGCUUGAUUUCAAUAACAGAAGGAUCAUGCCCUAAACACGCAAAUUAGUGACAGAUGCUAUUUAUGUUUUGGCAGCUUCUCAAUUUAAAUUCGGAGGCUAACAAGGUUACCUCAUCAGCUCCCAGGUUUUUCUGUGCCUAGCUCCGUUUUUAUUAAGCAUUCAAUGAGAUACGCACACAGGGAAUAUAUUGGACUCAGUGUUGUUAAGAUCAUGAGUGAGUUAGUGCUGCUAUUGCUUCUAAGUGUCCUUGAAUGUGACUUGUAAAAAGUUGCAAAGAAAAUUGUCAGCAGUCUGUGAAAUGCCUGUGUUUUGUGACCCACGUCAGUGCCAACACGGUUCCCUGGCUUUAUGGAAGGAGAAGAAAUCAGCCAAUAGGACAAUCGACUGUCAGGCUCUCUAACAAGCAGUGGUUUUCAAGGUGGUUUGUGUCUACUCUGCAGAUGUUCUCCCAUAAAAGCGGCUACGCCCCAGCUCAAACACAACUAGCAGAGUGUUACACCAGUUGGAGAGAAAAUGGUGAAUCUGUCUUGAUUGCAGAUCUGCUUUCCAAGUGCACUUUUGAUCUCUGCCUAAGUUUCCAGAGCAGUGUCUGGGAGACACAGUGCUCACGUGUCCAAACCUCACUGCCUUUGGAAUUUACAUCAUUUGUUUUUACACUUCUAGUAUGCUUUCUCCUCUGCUUCCAAGAGCCGUAAGGAAUUAAAGGCAGACAUAGCUGCUAAACCAAAACAGGAGGAGGCUGAUUUUACUCUGCUUGUUAAGAUACUGAAGAACCAAAUGUGGCCCCAUCAGCACUAGAGUACAAAGCCCUGGUGGUUUCUAGCUCAAGUCCAUCCCUGUCUCCGGCAGCCAGGGAAAUAGUAUUCGCACCUUGCUGUGAUUCAGUACAGGCAGGACUGUCAGGGUUUGAUAAGGCCAAAGGAAAAUGAGGCUGGUGAGUCUGAGAUGCAACGUGCUCCUAGUCAACAAUUCAGCUCCUAGUCAGCGCUUUCCAGGCUAGAUAAUCUGAUGACUGCUGGCAAGAACUGGUCCCAUCCCAUCCCCCACUCCAUUUGUGUUUUGGAGGCACAACUUUUCCCACCCAGAAAAGAAGCAGCACUUCCAAAGGCAGUGACAGGCUUGAGAGCUGGGGAAGGGCGAUUCUAUUCUUGCAAUCUGCUAAAACCAAGGACUUGGUAGAGAAAGGGUUAUAUGUUGCCCCAAACAGCUAGCCGGCCCCUGUGACUCUGGAGUUUGUAACAGAGUGGAACAACCUGGCCGUCUUCUCAGUUCCUUAGGCAUCUUAGCAAGUGGAUCAGGUUGUUGAAGCUGUAUAUUACAUCAUGGAUGUCCAUGGCCUCCAGCGUUGCCUGACAUUUGUGGGCCUUUUUGCGUACAUGUCUUAAACAGUCCCUGUGUGUGGCUAGUUUGACACUUUGCCCUGCUCUCUACUGGCAUCUGCAAGGGGCCCAACCUCAUUUGCCCAGUUCAUCCCUCUUUUGAAAUUCACUGUGUGCCUAAAUGCUUCAUGUAUGAGCCUCCCUGAAUGCCAUGGCUUUGCAAAGCUGCUGUGAAAAUUCACCAGUCAAGGCACAAAACUUGCUCACUUGCCCUUGCCCAUAAUAACUGGAGAUAAUGAAACUGUCGUACCUUACUCACCUGUAAGGAAAGACUCUCUGCUCCAGGGAAGGGGACAGGUAGAACUUCGUAGAGGCUGGUUUAAGGCCUGUCUCCAAUAAUUGAAGACAUUGUCUAUCCCGAUCUCUCUGGUUUCUGAACUCAGGGUAAAUGAAUGCGGGAGAAAGGAGUCUGAUUACUUUGCUAAUUUCAGCACUGGGAAACUAGGGGGAUCUGGGCACCCAGUUCCCAGUGAUUUUUAAUGAGAAUUGUGCAGUGCUGCAAAUCUGAACCUCCGACUUCCCAUUGCAAAACCCCUGGAGAGUUUUCUAGGGUAAGAUUCUACUGGAAUCAGAUGGCUUUUGGUGCAUUUACCAGCCCUCUCUCAACAGCUGUUGCAAAGUGCCCACUCUUCAGAUGGGAGGGGAGGGAGGUACUGGCUGUGCUGUAUGGUGCACUUUGUCUUGGCAUAUGUCUACACUAAUUUUAGCUUGGGUACAUGUCUCCAUGCUUGCUUUAAUCUAGCUAGCACCGGUAACUAUAGUGGUGAAGACGUGGCGGCAUGGACCUCGGCACGGACUAGCAAUGCAAGUACAUACCCAGGGUAUCAGGCGGGCUUGUAGAGCCCACAUUGAAGUCCGUGCCGCCAGGCCUUCACUGCUCUUUUUAGCUGUGCCAGGCAGGUUAAAGUUGGCAUGGCUAUGGCUACUCAAGCUGCAGUCACAUCUCUGAUUGCAGUGGUAGAUACAGCCUUCGAGGAACAGGGAAGAAUAUCAAGUUACUAGUGAUUUGAAUGGUAACCGCGCUACACGGUAUGAGGAAGACAAGCCUACCACCCUUUGUCACGCAAGUAGACCUGCCUCACUGCAGUGGGACUGCUGUCAUGAGGAUGGGUUGCAGGAUCGGCCCCGAUCCUGCAGUGUGCUGAGGUGCCCUUGGCUCCCUGUUAAUUCAAUGGGAAAUAGGAGAACUCAGCACUUUCCAGGAUCAGACCACAAGCAAUGAGCAAUUCCAGCAGCCAUGCUACCAACGAACAGGAACCUUUCCCCUCUCAGAGAAUUCAACUUUCUUCUCUUUGUGUGUUUCUGUCAAGAGCUAUCUCUUCUCUUCUGGAAUGCCUGAAAAUAGGUAUCUUAAAGGACUGAGGGACUGUCUUGUUGAGUUAAACGUGGGAGGUGCUGGCCUUUCCUUUUGCGGUGCAGAUUCCAACAAAUGAGCAUUGAUUUAUUUUUAAUGUUCUCUCUUUGUGUAGUGGGAAAUGGGGGGUAAUAUGGUUAAUUGUGACGUAUUACAAACACUCAGGGGUAUGCUGGGCAAACUAUUCUAUAGAUAUAUGCAUAAAGACUGUUGAAUUAUGUACACUAUACAUUCAAGUGGCUGUUAAAGAAUGUAAAUAUGCAGUGAAUUUUAUGGAUGAUUUUAAUUUAAUAUAUUGCAAAGUUUGUAAAUACUUGGGAAAAGCCUGUAAAGAGUGUAAAGAAAUCAGCUUUGUACGUAAGAAGAAUUUUAAAAUUGUUUUUACUUUUUGCAUUUAAAUACAAACAUUGAUGCACCUUUUUCCCCAGUGUGGAUUUUCCUUUUAUUUUAAUUAAAGAAACUGUGUCCUGAGCAAGA